AUGGCACGCCCGAAAGUCCUCCUCUUAGGCGAAAUCGUUCACGCCGGCAAAACAUGGGAAGCCCUCAGCGACAUCGCCGAUCUCAUAACCACAAGCGCCACCAACCGCGCUGAAUUCAUCCAAGAAUGCAAAGACGGAAAACUCGAUGGCGUGGUCGCCGCAUAUCGCACUUUCGCCUCCUUUUCAAUCACGGGCCAGAUUGAUGAGGAGAUUGUUUCGGUUUUGCCGAAGUCUUUGCUUUUUCUUGCUCAUUGCGGAGCUGGAUAUGACCAAGUCGACGUUCACGCCUGCAGUGAACGCACACCACCCAUUCGUGUCAGUAACGUGCCCACAGCCGUUGACGACUCUACUGCCGAUGUAAACAUGUUCUUAAUCAUCGGCGCAAUCCGCAACUUCAACACGGGCAUGCACGCCCUCCGGCAAGGGAAAUGGCGUGGUGAUCCAGCGCCUCCAUUGGGCCAUGACCCCGAGGGUAAGGUACUCGGUAUCCUGGGAAUGGGUGGUAUUGGUCGCAACCUGAAAAAGAAAGCGGAGGCAUUUGGGAUGAAAGUUAUUUAUCAUAACAGACGACAGCUUAGUGAGACAAUGUCUGCGGGCGCAGAGUAUGUUACGUUUGAUGAGUUGUUGGCGAAGAGUGAUGUGAUCAGUUUGAAUUUGCCUCUAAACAAACACACCUACCACAUCAUUGGUAAGCCCGAAUUCGAGAAAAUGAAAGACGGCGUCGUGGUCGUCAACACAGCGCGUGGAGCAGUUAUCGAUGAAGCAGCUCUCGUUGAAGCCCUAGAUAGCGGUAAAGUAUUUUCUGCAGGUCUGGAUGUCUUUGAGGAGGAGCCCAAGAUCCACCCGGGUCUUUUGCGGAAUCCGAAUGUGAUGUUGGUGCCUCAUAUGGGGACUUGGUCUUAUGAGACUCAAACGGAAAUGGAGGAAUGGGCCAUUGGGAAUGUGCGUCAGGCUAUUGAGAAGGGGACCCUGAAGAGCAUCGUGCCUGAGCAGGUGGAUCUUUAG
This is a messenger RNA of Talaromyces marneffei, 1005 nucleotides long. RefSeq lists its product as uncharacterized. The transcript is spliced from 5 exons. Bases 1 to 1005 code for a protein of 334 amino acids. Lineage: Eukaryota; Fungi; Ascomycota; Eurotiomycetes; Eurotiales; Trichocomaceae. Gene Ontology annotation, molecular function: hydroxypyruvate reductase [NAD(P)H] activity; NAD binding; glyoxylate reductase (NADPH) activity. Gene Ontology annotation, cellular component: cytosol. The record is from RefSeq and is a predicted model, not a curated record.